This is a messenger RNA of Ceraceosorus guamensis, 231 nucleotides long. RefSeq lists its product as hypothetical. Lineage: Eukaryota; Fungi; Basidiomycota; Exobasidiomycetes; Ceraceosorales; Ceraceosoraceae. The annotation marks the transcript as partial. The transcript has 2 exons. The record is from RefSeq and is a predicted model, not a curated record.
GCGACGGACGAGUUCACAGAGACGGUGGCGUGGGGCGCCACGACCGAAGUAUCUGCAGAGGAGAUCGUAGAGAAGAGCAGACUGGUGCGCGAGAUCCAGAAUCAGCAGAGCAGUCUAAAGGCCCUGCUGGCGCGAGUGAUGGCUGUCAAGGCGGACUGCACCAAAGCGGAAGCGGACAACGAGAUGCUGCAAACGUACAUCGAUAGCGUCACAAAGAGUCUGGCUGCCAGG